CGGCCACCUUGCCUUCCUGUGUCUCAGGGAUCUUGCCAGUGUGGUCAUGGUAGGCGGUGCGGAGGACGAAGUCUGUGGACAACGCGAGAUGGUUGACCCAAUGCGCGUGGGAGCUCAAAGUGUGAGCCAAAGUGCCGUCACUGACGUUCCACACCUUGAUGGUCUUGUCGUGGGACGCCGAGUAGAUGAACCCAGUUCCUCCCCACUUCACGCACGACACGGAUCCCUUGUGCCCGCUGAAUACCAUAUCGAUCUUCCCCUGGUUUGUCGACCACACUCUAACCGUGCAAUCCUUCGACGACGAGGCGAGUCUCGGCUCUCCUGGCUUCUGCAUAUGCUCGUAUGUCCCUUCAGCGUGUGGAUGGGAGUACCAGUAUCGCAGUCCAUUAUCCUUGCAGUAUUAUCACCACUACCGCUAACCAUCCUGGACGAACUCCUCGGUGAGAAUUGCGUGGCUAAAAUGGCUUCGCCAUGUCCUGGGAUCGUGGAUGCGCAUCGCGAGACUGGCUUGACUUUGAAAACUGCUUGUGGUGCAGCAGAGAUGUUCUGUACCUCUUCGGUACUUAUUAAUCCCGGCAGCAGGAGGGUUUUGUAGACGUUGGUAGGGAAGGCAGUUGUGACGAGGUUUGUGGAGGAUUUCCUUUCUGGGACGGGGAGGGUGAAGCGAUAAGGAAUAUGGUCGGAUUCAUCCUGAGAUAUAUUAGCACCAGCGCAAACGAGAAGUCGGAAUAUACUAACAUGGCCUUGCAGAGCAUUGACAAGAUUCUCUAAGUUCUUUGGGUUUGCAUCCGCAACUGAAACCAAGACCGGUGUGCCGAUUGGGAGGCCUGUUGUCUCGUCGAAAAACUGUAUCCGCAAGCUCCCCGCAUCGGCUGGAAUCUCUUCGAUGGCUUGUUGCUGUCCCGCUCUCUCUGCGGCGUCCGUUCUUGCGCGCUUACUCGGGGGAGGUAAGACGGUCGACAUUUUGUAAAAUAUAUGCCGAAAAAACUUGAUGUGUAUGCAGGAAUAUGAAGUAAGUCCCUUCAAGCGCCGUCCCAUGAAGUCUCGACGAGGCUCGAAAAUAUUUUGGUGCUUGGUCCGUGCUUUCAGCCUUGUGGUAGCCUUGUACCCCACAUACGUCGACUUCAUGGCCUUCCACCACCAGUCCUAUAGAAUAAUCCAUAUCACAGCCAUAGAGGGCCAAUCUGGCAUAUUAGUUCAAAAUUACACUUUAUUGACGUUGAUAUUUGAAAUAACGUCUUGAAAAACACUAACGAAGGAUCUACAGUGCAAUGUCUAGCACGCCAAGGCCAUCCACCUCCUUCAGUGCUCGGACUGCCAUAUCACAUCGUCACGAUGGAGACACUGCUUCAACUUCCCAAGGGCAGAGCAUACAGCGUACUCUAAGUCGAGCUACUACCCGUCCACCGACGAGGGCACGCUCGCGAGCCGCAUCAUCCAUCGGCGGCGGGCUAUCACAGCACAUAGUGUGCGCUGUGAGUGAAAGCCGAGGAGUAUCCCCCACCGUCGGCCUGGCAUUUGUGAAUGUAUCCACCGGAGAAGCCGUGAUGAGCCAAAUAUGUGACAACCAAUUUUAUGUGAGGACCGUACUGAAGCUCCAGGUGUUUGAGCCCACCGAAAUUCUUCUGGUAUCUACUUCUGGCCCUCCGAAUCAGAAGUCAAAGAUGUAUUCCUUGAUUGAAGAGGAGGUCAUUGGUUCCAGGAUUGUUUGUGUUGACCGUAGGUAUUGGUCUGAACCCGCCGGGAUGGAUUUCAUUCAACAGCUAGCCUUCCCGGAAGAUGUCGAGGCCAUCAAGGUUGCCACUGGAGGCAAUUUCUAUGCCACAUGUUGUCUCGCAGCGUCUCUGCGAUAUAUGGAACAUUCCCUUUCUCUUACAUUUGCCUCUCAUUCCCUUCGAAUCAAAUACCAGCCAUCUGAGGGCUCUAUGAUGAUUGAUCUUUCUACUAUUCAGUCCCUUGAACUUAUCCAGAAUAUUACCAAUGUCAAGUCAAAGGACUGUCUGUUCGGCCUCUUGAAUGAGACAUUAACUCCAAUGGGCUCGAGGAUGCUUCGAAGCAACAUUUUACAGCCUUCAACGCAAGAGAGCAUACUCAAGAACCGCUAUGAAGCUGUCGGUGAAUUGGCAUCUAAGGAGGAGAUGUUUUUUGACACAAGAAAUGGCAAGCAUGUCGUAAACACUCUUAAGCCUUUUCACGACGUCGACAAGCUCUUGACCAAUCUCAUCAUCCAACCAACCCAGCCCGAUAUUCAGCAUUCAGAACAGUCUAUCAACCACAUACUGAUGCUGAAAACAUUCGUCCAAUGUGUUGGUCCCGUAUAUGAAGCAUUGUCAGGCGCGAGAUCACCACUGUUGGUCGACAUCAGAAAUGUUUGUCGGCCAAACAAUAUUACUCCCACAUUGAAAAUAAUCGGGGAAGUAAUCAACGACGAUGUGACUUUCCAGCGCAGUCCGCUCGAUUUGCGGAAUCAGAGGACAUAUGCAGUGAAGUCUGGUGUCAACGGGCUGCUAGAUGUGGCUCGUCAAACUUUUAGAGAGGCAACACAAGAUGUGCAUAAACAUGUUUCUGACAUCAACGACCAAUACGAGAUGCAAAUGGAGACCAGAUAUGAUAAUGCGAGAAGAUACUACCUCAGGAUCCCGGAAUCUAAUCUAGAAGGGCGGACAAUGCCGGAUAUUCUCAUCAACUGCUACAGAAAGAAGGGGUACAUCGAGUGCCAGACCUUGGAUUUGGUCAAGCUCAAUCAAAGGAUUGAGGAUUCCCACCAAGAAGUUGUUUUGAUGAGUGACAAGACCGUUGCGCAGCUUAUUGACAAUGUUCGCGCAGAAAUUCAGCCACUGUUUCGCGUAUCUGACAGCAUAGCCAUGCUUGACAUGCUUGCAGCAUUCGCUCAGCUGGUAACGACGAGUGAUUAUAUUAAACCGGAAAUUACGAGGUGCCUGGCCAUCAAAUCUGGUCGCCAUCCAGUUCAUGAGAAGGCGCAUUCUGAGAAGUUUAUUCCCAAUGAUGUCUAUGCGGACAAGCAACAGCGGUUCCAGAUAAUUACCGGAUGCAAUAUGAGCGGGAAGAGCACUUACAUUCGUUCGAUUGCCCUGAUGACUGUUAUGGCCCAAAUCGGAAGCUUUGUGCCAGCGCAGUAUGCUUCGUUUCCCAUUGUGGACCAGCUAUUUGCAAGGGUGUCGAUGGACGACUGCAUCGAAGCUAAUGUUUCUACAUUUGCAUCAGAAAUGAGGGAGACUGCGUUCAUCCUUAGGAAUAUCGGAAAUAAUAGUCUGGUGAUCAUUGAUGAACUUGGGCGCGGCACCAGCACCAGAGACGGGCUGGCGAUUGCGUUGAGUAUUUCAGAAGCUCUCGUCGAGUCUCAAGCUUUUGUCUGGUUCACAACUCACUUCCGAGAACUCGCUCAGAUAAUGAACGAGCGCGCCGGUGUCGUUAACAUGCACCUUAAAGUCGACAUCAGCCAAGAAGAUAAAAUGGUCAUGCUAUACAAAAUAGCAAACGGCUUCGUGAAAGAAGAACACUACGGUCUCGCUCUAGCCCGCGUCGUGAACCUCCCACCCCUGAUUCUCGAGGUUGCAGAGAAAGUAUCUAAGAAGCUACAGGCGCAGGCAGCAGCGAAGAAGAAAUCCUCUAAAUCGUUUGCGAUUGCACGGAAGCGGAAGUUGGUGUUGAGUCUGAGAGAAGUGCUGUUGCAGGCUCAGGAGAGCUCGAUGCAGGGGAAGGCGUUGAUGGAGUAUCUGCGGAAGGUGCAGGAGGAAUUUGUGAAAAGGAUGGAUUGCAUCGAGAAUGAAGCUGAGGAUUCAGGUGAUGAAGGUGUGGUUGGAGAGGAAGAGUUGAGUGACAAUGACGACGGCAGCGACGAGAACCUGGGACGGGAAGGAGAAUUCAACGAGGCCGACGAUGAUAGUGAUGAAAGCGAGAUGACUGGUACAGAUAAAACAGAAAUGCUUGUUUGAUGAUAAGGAGAGUAUGCCUACCAUUGGCUCCAAUAGCUUCAAACAUAUGGG
Messenger RNA from Pseudogymnoascus verrucosus, 4007 nucleotides. It is a transcript of the gene MSH4, whose product is annotated as MutS protein msh4. Lineage: Eukaryota; Fungi; Ascomycota; Leotiomycetes; Thelebolales; Thelebolaceae. Bases 1272 to 3956 code for a protein of 894 amino acids. The record is from RefSeq and is a predicted model, not a curated record. Gene Ontology annotation, cellular component: nucleus. The transcript is spliced from 10 exons. Gene Ontology annotation, biological process: reciprocal meiotic recombination; mismatch repair. Gene Ontology annotation, molecular function: ATP binding; ATP-dependent DNA damage sensor activity; mismatched DNA binding.